UGGCGUUUCCAGCAUCAGUCAUCGAACAUCUCAAGCUUGCUGAUUCCAGAGAGAGAAAGACGCUAUAGUAUUGAGAGGAUCGGAUUAAAAGUGCAACCGGUUGACAUGGACUGACCACAGAAAACUUGAAGCCCAGGACCAGCUACACUGAAAAACACCUUACAGUAACAGGCAAGGAUUGGACGAUCAAAGUAAACAACAAACUUGCUGGACUGAAUAACUAACAUGGGAAAAGACAAAUGUUUGGAUACAGCUGGGAAAAAAUUGUUGGCAAAGAUCUUUGUGAAACCUGGCUUGAGCGUGUGCCGAAAAUCCCUGUUACACAGAAAAUAUGAAAAAAAGUCAUGAUCUUGAAAUAUUGAUCUUUCUCAAGCUAUUUUCAGUGUCAGUGAAUACAUGUGCCAACCGGAUAAAGGUGUUUUUUUUGUUUUGUUUUUUUGUCUGUUGCAAACCUGUUACUGAACUAUUAUAAUUCUACUGCAUGGCUGCUAUCCACAUCCGUUCCCACAGUUACCAAAUGGCAAGGAGAGGUUUCACACUACAGUAUCAAGAUAUUGACAUUAUCUUAAUGAAACUUACUUGAGUUGCUAUUUUGGUGGAGUAUUUUUGCCUCUUGGCUAAUUUUGUGAUAACACUAAACCUUCAUUCAUCGAUUUUUUUUUUAACAGAGAUCUUUGGAUCUAGUGCCAAACCACAUAGUGGCUUUUGUGACACCGUUUCUGUGAAUGAUUGUGCAGCUGCUGCAUUUCCCAUCUUCACUUUGUUUUUACGUUUUAACUCAAACAGCAAAUUGAAUCUCCUGGCUUUCUAAAUAUCGCUUACGACAUUGGCUGGGGCUUCCUAUAUUGCUGCUACAGAUGUGACUUUAGAUUUCUAAUACUAAGCAUUCCAGUUUGCUAUUUGGAUCCUUUUUAUAAGAAGGGUUGCUAAUAACAGUAUUUGGAAAAAAUCUAGACACAAAAAUGCAGAACUUUCCCAACAGUCCAGUUCCUCUUCAUCCGGGGUUUAGCCGAGGAGGAAGUGUCGUCGGUUCCACGUAUCAACCCCACCCUUCAGACCUUCAGAUAUCUCCCAGAAACUCAGAGGACUAUGUGGCCAUACAGCAAGCUCAACCUACCCUGCAGAGCCAUGCGCUGCACCUGCGGAGCCAACAGCAUCUUCUACACACUCCUCCUAUACAUGGCUAUGGAUCCAGAAGAACAACUGGAGAAAUGAUGCAGGGGAGCGCUCACAGUGGUGGAGGAGGAAACUCUUACCGUAAGGACAGUGUGGAUUAUUAUUUUUCAGUGAGUGGACGAGAAAGAAGCAGAAGAGGCGGAGCAGCGUAUGGCGCGGGAUUUAGAUACUCAAACGUGGAUGGACAUGUGCCUCAUCAGUACCACUUAUCUGGUUCAGGGUCAUCCUCUGGAAUGAUUUCUCCCUACUCUAUGGAUUACGGCUCCGGCAGUGCGUCUGCAGUUGGGGGUAGUAAUAGCAGUGGCGCUGGUUCUUUUUCUCCUUCCCAGCAAUACAGUCUGUCUCAUACUGCUUCAGUACAAUCAGGUGCUCAGAUGCAUCAACUGCAGCAUGGUCAGAAAUAUCAAGGUCAGCAUCAGCGGACAUACCCGCUUUCUGGAAACCGAAUAGCCCCUCAGUUUGGACACUACGCCCCCCUUAAUGCAACCUCAGGCUCUACUGGAAUGUAUAACUCUUCACCGCAAAGAUACGACAUGAGCAGCAGCAACACGGAUGCCAAAAUGAAAAACUCUCCCACUCAGUCUAAUCCAAAUAUUAAUACAAGUUUGUCUGCUUCAAAUAGCUGUGAGAAUAUGGGACAAAGCUACACAUCGUCGGCAUAUUCGCCACAAUCUCAGUCCAUUCACAAGCAUGCUCCCCAUUCCCAGCGUCCCUCUCAGCUCAGCACUGGAGCAGGACACUUGCACACUAAACUGCCCCAUUCCGCUGUGUCCUCCAGCCCUGCUCUGCCUUCACACCCCUCUCAAGACCUCGCCAAAUCUCCUUUGCACUCUCAAAGUCAGCAGGCUCACAUUCAUCAGAACUUCAGUCCCAUAUCUAAUCCCUCUCCUGCUCCGUCUGCAGUACAGUCUCCAAGCUGCAGCUCCUCUUCGUCUCCACUAAUGGGGAGUUCUGAAGGAAACAAUGCCGCUAUUCAUCUGCAGCCAUCAUCACACCCCUCUGUUCCAAAUGCUCGCAGCAGCCAAAGCCAUGGACGUCUUCUGCAGGCCGUACCUCAGCUGAGCCCCACUCCCAAUUCAAAUAGCAGCAUCAGUAGUUGUGGUAGCGGCGUAGGCACUAAAGCAGCUGUUUUGAACCAUGGUGCAGGGGUCAGUCAUCCUGCCGUGAAUCAGAACCGAAUGGGACUAAGUCUUCGGGGCGGUCUAGGGGAAGAUGGCUCCCUGUACGCUCAUGACAAACUCUUGCAGGACCCUGGCAUAAAUAGUCUAAAUGCUCUGACCUCUCAAGUGGAGAAUCUACCUAAUACAGUGCAGCACAUGCUUCUAACAGACACUGUGCUGCUCCAGAAGAAGAGCAGAGACGGUGCCCAUCACCUCCAGAUGCAGCAAGGAUCUCAGUCUUUUCCUGGCAACCAAAACAAAUCUGGAAAUUCCAGCGCCAGCGGUCAGACUUCAGUGAAUGAAGAGAGUUCUGAGAUGCUGGAAGCAAAAGGGGAUCAACAAGUAGAACGUAAGAGAAUUAGACAGGCAAGUGGAACAAGCAACGAAUCUGAGCCACAAAGCCACCCAUCAUCACAGAGUCAGAUGCCGUCGGAAGCAAGUCAACAGGUAUUGGAUCUCCAGGUCAACACUGGAGUCAUUUCAACAGCUUCAAAACAACCGUCUCAAACAAAGACACCAGAAACCCUGACUCCCUCCUCUUCUUCACCACCAUCAAUUCAUGCUUCUGCAGAAGCCAGCCCAAAACAACCAGUAUAUCCCCCUGCUUCGCCAUCUCCUAUUCACACAGCACGUCCAAACUGUGUGGCAGAAAAAGACCUUUGUAAUGAUGAUGAUAGUGGAACGAAGGGAUGCCAGAUCAAAAUGAUAAAAGAUGAAGAAAGUGAAGUUGAAAAUGCAGAUCCUUCCUGUGAUAGAGAGAAUUCAGAGAACAGACUGUCAGUCCCUUCCACAAAGGAUGAAGUAGAGACCGAUGCACAGCAAUUUGAAAGUCUGAGUAAAAAUGUGAAUAUUUCAGAGCAACAUAAUGUUGGGGGUGUUGGAGUUAUUGUCUCUGCUCGAUCUGAAGUGAAUACUGAAUCCAGGAGCACAGGAGCCAAAUCUCCACGUUAUGGUGUUUCUCAUUACUCAAACAAACACAGCAAUCCUGGGGACCAACGUGAUGUGAAUGUCUUAAGAGAGACUAGAAAUCACAAUGGAGAAGGGAAGAUGUGCAUGGAAACAUACGUGUCACAGUAUGAUAGUUCCCCUAAACAAGAAUUUGGCCAAAACUCUCAACCCUCUAUUCAGUCUCACCCGGCAUCGUUUAAAUACAGUAAUCCUGAGGUACAUUAUAAUGCUGCAAAGAGCAAAGGAAAGUUAGGACUAGUUAGUAGUAUGGGCACAAAUAGAUGCCAGAAUUUUCAGCUGCAGGCCAGCUAUGGGUCUAUUGACAGGAAGGAGAUUGGUGUUUUUGCUAUGGAAGGGGGGAGGGCUAUCGUCUCAAGAAGUCAGGAUAGCAGUUCUCAGUUUCAGCAAUCGUUUCCAAGUCUUUUGCAAGAAGUGCUCCAGGGUCAUCACUUAGAUAGACGCUAUGGCCGUCCCGACCAGACAUCUAAUGUUCACCAACAGCCUCAAGAUACAUCGCAGCACUGUUAUCAAACUAGACUACCUUACAGUAUGGUUGAAAAUUUGAGUUCACAUGCAAUGGGCUCUCAAACACUUUUAAGUGGACUUAAUGUCAAGUUCAGUCAAAUGGCCUCUGGGAAACCACCAAAUUCAAGUCAAAAUCAGGGACCAGAUAAUGAUAUUGUGUUAGGCCCUCCUCAUCCCUCUUGGGAUUCUGAAGCACAUAAGCCCAAUGUGACUCAUGGGAUCUCUUUAGAAAAAGGCAAAACCAGUCUGUCUCCCAACCAGUCCUCCCACAUGCAGCAGUCUUUAGAUCUCACAACAGGAGUCCCUUCAAAGCACAUUAACUUGGCUGACUAUUCUUUGCAGCACAGAAAACCAUCCAGAUAUGGUGCCUCUUCUUCUGCUGUGGAACAAUUGCUUUUACAGGAAGCUGAGCCAUUGGCAUGCGGUGUAGGUCCUAUCAAUCACACUCAAUCUCAGACAUCCUCAGGAAGGCGCUCAGUAAUCUGCGAUGUGUCCCCUUCUCGGCGAACAACACCUGAAAGAGAGAGAGGACACUCCGGGACCUCUGGACCCUCUGUCAUUCAGCAGCCAUUUUCUGCAUCUGGAUCAAAUGAACUAAAAUGUUGCAAGGAAGAAAGAAAAGCAAAGAAAGCACAAAACAAGGAGGACUCGUCAAAGACUGAAACUGCAGGACAGAAAACAGAUGGUUACUGCAGCACACCACCCAGUAAGGAAUCUAAUAAGCCCCUUCAUCCCCCUGUAGAUGUUGAUUUCGAUACAGAAAAGACCAGCAGUGCCAAAGGCAACAGUGAAGCCACCAGCAACUUGCCAUAUCUUUUGCAAAUGUCCUCAAAUCCCUUGUCCUCACCACCAAGACACCAGUCUUUCUCAUCGGCUGUUGACGGUUUCAGAGCAUAUGGUUUCAGUGACACCAUGGAUGGACCAAAAAUGAUCUCCCUUCCUUCACCUCACCAACCAUUCCAGACAGUAUCAGCGUAUUCUAAAAAAGUGUUUCCACAGAGUUUACCUCCUCACGAGAGACCCGACUGGACUCCUGACAGACAAAGGCUAAGAGGUAUGGAUAGGCACGUUCCUCAGAGACUUUCUGAACAGAAGUGUAAAUCCCAAACUUCAAGUGAUAUUCUGCCUAGUCAGCAUCACCUAUCUCGACAGCAAUCUUAUCCCGCUUCACACUUUGACAUGAAAAUGUGGGACACUUGUCCUGAAAGAGAGGGAGCUGGACAGCCCACUACAGUUCCUCAUGAGCAUGUAGGUUCUCAGCCAGUCACAAAUGCUGGCCCCAAACUUGGAGAAGAGGACAUUUCAGAUAAGAGUGCGGCUGACACGGCCAAAUCUUUCCGCUCACUGGCUCCAGUUGAUGUUAUUAGCCCUGCUGGGCACACUGGUAAGACUAACCAAGGGAUUCAGCAGGGGCAGAGAGCAACCAAAACUGGCACAUCGGCUGAAACCAACCCUUUAAUCAUGAGAAGGAGAGUUAGAUCAUUUAUUUCUCCUAUUCCAGCAAAGAGGCAGCAUCAGGAUGUUCCAGGUCAGCGACCAGGAUUAGCUCAUCACUCCCCACUAUCUCAAUCCCACACUGAUUCGAGACUUGCAACCAAAAAUUGUUCUGGCAGUACUGAUACGCAGCCAAAAUUGCCAUCUCCCAAAACACAGUAUUCUGUAUCCAGCACUAAUUCACCUUCUCAGUCCAAAGCAAAGUUUCUGCCCCCAAGAAAGGGUCAUGGUCUAAAACUUGAGGCGAUUGUGCGAAAAAUUACUCCUGGUGUGAAAAAAAAUGACUUCAACAACAGUCACGUGGAAUCUGACUUCUCUGAGGUAUCUCAUUACACCUCUGAUAUGCCAGACCCUGAGGGAGGUACAUCGUUUUCUAGUGUUCCUCAAGGAGAGGAGGCAUGCUUAUCUUACCUUGAUGAUUCUCAUACUUUAGAUGAUCUCUUGCCAUACAGAGCAGUUAAAGAUGCAUUCUCCUGUGAUUCUCAGACCCUCAAACCAGGUGCAACAGCUUCUAGUACUAGUGCCCUCAGGAAUUUGCCAAAAGAUUUUGACUUUGGAUUAGGUGCUGCUGGAUCUUCAGUGUCAUUGGGUGAAAGCGAUAAGGAUGAUUUUACUUUGUUGGGACCCCUUCCACCAGCUCCUCCAUUACCUUGUCCUGUACAGGGAUCCCCUCCAUCUUCUUCUGCGUUGUCUGACAUACAGCAAUUCACAAACACUUAUCAACAGCUGGAAACCCGACGAGGUGAGCAGUCGGCUGCUAACUUGCUGAGGCAGAAACUUCAAGAGACUGGCAUGGGCUUUGAUGAUUACCCAGGUGGGGAUUACUAUGGGAGCACCACUGGCCAUAGUCAGAGCCCUGGGCACCACCUUCUGUCCAGAGCUGCUCAGCACCAGAUGACUUCUCUCAGGUCAACCAGUUCAGAGCCUAAAACAUCAGAAAACACUGUCCCCAAAGGUUAUUUUCCAUCAGGUAAGAAAAAAGGUCGCCCAGUGGGCAGUGUGAAUAAGCAGAAACGUGCCCAAGCACAAAUUCAGAAUGCAGCAACAAGCAUACCUGCAGCUUCUCUUCCCUCACCCACAGCUGAACCUCAGUCUGUCCCGAUCCCAGACACUGAAAGUGAAGUACCCCAAGUAUCAACACCACCAGACCAGAAACCCUGUCCAUCUUUGACACCACCUGCUCAAACCCAGGUUGUGAAAUUGGAUGUCGAGAGUGAGGAGACCCAGCCGGAGUUAGAUGUGAAGCCUGCUAGACAUAGACCGAAAAAGGGGAAAGAGGACAAUGAGACUCCUGGCGAUCAGAGAAGGAGAAGAAGAGGGAUGGCUUCCAAAGAGAAGCUGGACACUCAGGCAAGCAGUAGGGGAACUGUCAGUCCAUGUGGAAUAUUCUCAGAUGCCAGGAGUAAUGUUUUUGCUCCUUACAUACAUGUAGAGAAAAAGAUAGCAGAAAUUGGGGAUGUCUGUACAAUCAUUAAUGCAGAUGAUGAAAAAUCAAAAGGUGUAGACAAAGCUGGUUACUCGGCGGUUGAUGGCCCAUUAAAUACCCCUCUGUCAUCUCAACUUGUGAGAAAAGAAAAGGAAAAUGAAAGAACAAAAGAAAACUGGGUUUCAGAGCCAGUUGAUUCUGCCUUGCAGUCAGGGAAGACACUUCCUACGUCUGGAUAUGUUCUGUCAGGACCUGUGAUAUCAGAGACUGGACACGCUGGUCACCUCUUAUGCUGCCUUUGCCAGAAAUGGGCCAACUACAAACAUCUCGGAGAUCUCUAUGGUCCUUUUUACCCAGCUGAGUAUGCAGCCAAGCUCCCUAAGAAUCAACCUCAAGUCCGACAAACCUUGUCCUACCAUGGGGCAGCUACCACAGGUUUCAGUAUGACAUCCAUUCCGACAGAAACGACUCCCCUGGAUAUGAGAUUACAGGACCCUCAGAAUGUCAAGUCAUCUACAGAUAGCGAUUGCACAGGAAGUCAGGCAACAAAUCCAACAUCCCCAGCCACCACCAUUGGCACUGUUUCUCCCAGCAUGGGUGAAGAAAUGCCUUUCCAGAACGUUAAGAUGAGCAGCUCCACCUCAAAGGUAACGGCUCAAACCUGGGAUCCGGCUGGAGAACUGACAAGCGGGCUGGGCACAUCAAAAGCUCAAGAACUGGAUGGUGAAAUCAUACUGAAGCAGUUGCACAUCGAAAAUACACAGCAACGGCCCCAGCACAGAAAACUGACAUCCCAUCCACGCUUCAAACGAAGACAUAAGUCCAGUGAAGAUUUACCUCGAACUGUCCCCAUCAACAGCAAAGCCUCCCUGCCCUUCCAGCCUCCCCCACCCAGCCUGGACUCUCUGCAUCCCAUGGCCCAACUGACCCAGCUCCCACUCGUUCCUCUGGACCCCGAGGAGCUGUGGGUGCAUGAGGGCUGCAUCGUUUGGACCAGUGGCGUAUACCUGGUCAAUGGGAGACUGUAUGGCCUUCAAGAGGCACUAGAUGGUGCUAGAGAUACAAGCUGCUCUCAUUGUGGGACGGUGGGCUCCACGCUUGGCUGUUACAGUAAAGGCUGCACGCUCAGCUACCACUACCUUUGUGCCAUAGAAGCAGAUUGCUCUCUAAAUGAAGACAACUUUUCUCUGAGGUGUCCAAAGCACAAGGCCUGGAGCGGCGUCGCUGGAGCAGUGGGAGCGAGGACGAGCGCGCCCUCGGAGAGUCCCGCACACAUCAGACGUGAGUGCGCACCUCUCUCUGCAGACUCCCUCGCUGCGGUCCAGCGCUGUAAUCAAACCCUGUGCUGUGCUUCGCUCCAGCAGAGACUGUGCCGGGUCGGCCGAGCCGGACGCCAUCCCUGGACGCAGAGCUCAGAGACUUUCUCUAAAGAACACUAAUCACUGGCUUCUGUGGAGCACAGAGAGAGACCGCCGUCAUCUGUGACGCAGAGCUGAACGAGAGGACUGUGUUUACACCAGUUACAUGUAGUACUUUAUCAUAACCCGUAUUAUCAUUAUUUUAAACCUCGCUAUUGUUUUAAUCAGUAUUUUACCCUUAGAGUGAGUGUGUUUUCCGCACCAGGACCAGCCGUUAUGACAUCACCGCCGUUGCCACAGAGACGCUGUUGUCAUGGCGACGCACAAAUACUGCCUUCGAAGGUGUGCCUGUGUGUGUGUGUGUGUGUGUGUGUGUUUGAUAAGUGUUCUUAUUGUCCGAGGGUUUUGUGCUGUACAUGAGGGAGAGGACAUGCAUUGUGUUGGACAGGAAGAAAGCGCUCGCUCGUGAAGGGCUCGACCGAGAGACACACAUUCCUGCAGCGUUCGAGCAGAACUCCAUCAACAGAACAAUGGCUGUCAUUAUGAAAACAUGUACUAGAAAACUGUCAAUAUGCUUCUGACUCAUGAAUACAGUUAUACAAUGUCUUUCUCA
Cyprinus carpio (common carp) is the source of this 8700-nucleotide messenger RNA. Its product is annotated as transcription factor 20-like. Gene Ontology annotation, cellular component: nucleus. The record is from RefSeq and is a predicted model, not a curated record. The transcript has 5 exons. Bases 963 to 8168 code for a protein of 2401 amino acids. Lineage: Eukaryota; Metazoa; Chordata; Actinopteri; Cypriniformes; Cyprinidae. Gene Ontology annotation, biological process: regulation of transcription by RNA polymerase II.